This is a messenger RNA of Papaver somniferum (opium poppy), 824 nucleotides long. Its product is annotated as 60S ribosomal protein L18-3-like. The transcript is spliced from 5 exons. Gene Ontology annotation, biological process: translation. Gene Ontology annotation, molecular function: RNA binding; structural constituent of ribosome. The record is from RefSeq and is a predicted model, not a curated record. Gene Ontology annotation, cellular component: cytosolic large ribosomal subunit; ribosome. The coding region runs from base 111 to 671 and encodes 186 amino acids. Lineage: Eukaryota; Viridiplantae; Streptophyta; Magnoliopsida; Ranunculales; Papaveraceae.
AUGCAUAAAAUGCUUCUCUCAUUCUUUUCAUCCAAAACAGCGGCGUGAAGCAGAAAGAAGAGGAAGGAGGAGGCGAAACCCUAAGUUUGCACCACCACCAGAAGAAGAAAAUGGGUAUCGAUUUAAUUGCAGGAGGAAAAAGCAAGAAAACCAAAAGGACAGCACCAAAAUCCGAUGAUAUCUACUUGAAACUUCUUGUCAAGCUGUACCGAUUUUUGGUACGAAGAACUGGAAGCAAUUUUAAUGCUGUGAUCCUCAAGAGGUUGUUUAUGAGCAAGGUUAAUAAAGCUCCAUUAUCUCUCUCUAGAUUGAUCAAGUUUAUGGAUGGAAAGGAUGGGAAGAUUGCUGUCCUUGUUGGUACAGUUACUGAUGAUGUUAGGACUUAUGAAGUACCAAAAAUGAAGGUAGCUGCUUUGAGGUUUACAGAGACAGCCAGAGCUAGAGUUGAGAAAGCUGGCGGAGAGUGCUUGACCUUUGAUCAGCUUGCUCUAAGAGCUCCUCUUGGACAGAACACGGUUCUUCUUAGAGGUCCUAAGAAUUCUCGUGAAGCUGUGAAGCACUUCGGAGCACCUGGUGUUCCACACAGUCACAGUAAGCCAUACGUGCGAUCAAAGGGAAGGAAGUUCGAGAAGGCUAGAGGAAAGAGAAACAGUAGGGGAUUCAGAGUUUAAGUUAUAUUUUGCUGUGUCUUUUGUUGAGUUAAACUUAAUAGUGUUUCAACUGAGUAAGGAUCAAACUAAAUUUGCCUGUUUGUUUUUCAAAUUUUGUUAGACAAGAAUUAUUGAAGAUAUUUCAAGUUGAGAUCAUAGUUUUAGUUCUCCAUA